AUGGGGCAAGAGGCCCAAGAGCUGAAGGUAUCAAAGGCAGCGGCCGACCUGAUGGCGUACUGCGACGCACACUCGUGUGACGACCCCCUGAUCACCCCCGUGCCCACUUCGGAAAACCCUUUCAGGGAGAAGAAAUUCUUCUGUGCUCUGCUUUGA
Messenger RNA from Chelmon rostratus (copperband butterflyfish), 156 nucleotides. RefSeq names its product guanine nucleotide-binding protein G(I)/G(S)/G(O) subunit gamma-3-like. The transcript is spliced from 2 exons. Bases 1 to 156 code for a protein of 51 amino acids. The record is from RefSeq and is a predicted model, not a curated record. Gene Ontology annotation, biological process: G protein-coupled receptor signaling pathway. Gene Ontology annotation, cellular component: heterotrimeric G-protein complex. Lineage: Eukaryota; Metazoa; Chordata; Actinopteri; Chaetodontiformes; Chaetodontidae. Gene Ontology annotation, molecular function: G-protein beta-subunit binding.